GUCUACUGGAUAAGCGCGUGAAUAAAAAAUAUCGGUACUGUCCGUUAACCAGUGUUGAUAAGUGCUUUGCUUCCACUGGACUACUUAGAUUAUUUAUUCUUGCAGAAAAGCUUAAGCUCGGCAAAGGGAAAUCUUCCAUGCGUCAAACUCGUGACCUCUUAGAGCUUAAGGCUUUCAUCCAACGCUGUCGACGGGCAGAUCUUGAUAAACUUAUAAAGUUAACCAAUCUUCCUCGUGGAGGUCUAAAGCAGGAUAUUCAAUUGAGACUUAUUUCCUACCUGGACCAGGAUCCUUCCACAGAAUUUCUUUCUGCCCUUCAUGAACUGAGGGGACUGAUGUAUAGUCCUGUCAACUUACAGUUUCAACAGUCAAAUGGGAAUUUCGACCCCCACUGUCCGUCAAACGAUCUUCCGUCAUCGUUUGUGUAUUUAAGAGACCCUACCAUUCGUUGUUCUACAGAAUCGUCAAAGAAUAGUUCAGGACCGAAUCCAUGUGUGACAGGUACAAAAACAAGCUGUGUAUUACAGAAAGAGCAGUUGCGUCACAACCCUUACGUUGUACAACCGAAUACAAGUGUUUUUGAACAAUCAUCUCCAGAUGAAUUAAAUUCUACGAGAAGCAGGCAACAAAAAUCUCAACAAACAGUUUCAUCCAAUGAACUCACACAAAGUUCACUGUUUCCAGGGAAUCCUGUGAUUAACCCAUCAGUUUGGUCAUCUUGGGAGUCUGUUAACAAGUUGUUACCUGAAAACCGAGUAACGACAUCUCAAUCUCACACAUCUGGGAAGUCCCAAAAUUUUAAUCCCCAUUCUCAAACAAAUGUUGCCCUUCCUAUCCCUAUUCUAUCCAAUUCAGCUAUGUCAGAUGGGCAUUCAGAAAUACAUGUGCACUCUGAAUGUCCUCAGAGUUCAAUCCACACACUCAGUACAGACUCAAGAAAAGCUGCUGUCACACACAAAAUAGGUCCACUUAUAACAUUGGCUGGAGUUGAUGGAUCGUUUCGGCUUCCCGCUGUUUUACCUGAAUUCAAUUUCAAAGAGUCUCCAUUUUUCAAACUGAUCGAUGUUCUUUUACCUCCGCAAAUCAUUCUCCCGGCCCACAUUGGUUUUGCUACUGGACGUCGAUCUUAUGACCGUUCUUUGGCCUUGAGGUUCACAUCUGACCAAGUCGAAACCAUUACUUAUCACUGCUGGCGUGGAUCUGACGAACGAAUGGAAUUCGGAGUGCAAGUUAUUAUGCGUUUUGCUCGUCUAGAUCCCCAAGCCUGCCAACAUCUAGUACAGACAUAUGAGUUGUAUGGUAGUCGCAAGUCAUCUAGUUUAUCAUUGGAUAAACUCAUUCAAAUACCAUUAGCUGAAGAUAGUUUACCAGUUCAUUUGAUAAUCCAAGUAAAUGGUCGGCCUAUCCAACUCCCACCUCUUUUACCAAGUAAUCGUCCAGGAAUGGAUGGACGUCGUAAUCCUAGACCUAUUAAUAUCACUCAGUCUCUUCAUGUUUCCCCUACUGUUCCAAACUAUAUUAAAUUAACUUGGACUCAUGAUUAUUCUAGCUAUACUUAUAAUGUUGUUGGAAUAUACUUGAUGCGUAGACGUUCGCCUCAACAAUUAUGUGGUCUUCUACAUUCGACUUCAUUUCAAAAUGCUAGUGUAAUGAAAAUGGAAAUCAUAAAAAAACUUAGUCCUAACGCUACCACUGGUAAUAUUGGUAGUGUUAACAACCAAAGUCAGUCUUUAGCCCGUAAUGAGAAUGACGAUGAUGAUGAUGACGAUUUAGUUAUGCCAAAUACACUUCCUGUUCAACUUCUUUGUCCUUUAUCUAAAUGUCGUAUUGAAGUACCUGUACGUGGACGUAAUUGUCGUCAUGUUCAGUGCUAUGAUGCAACAACUUAUCUUAUAAUUAAUGAACGUAAACCAACUUGGAAUUGUCCUGUAUGCGAUGGUAAAGCUGUUUACGAAGAUUUGAUAGUUGAUGGUUUAUUCUUAGAAAUAUUGAAUUCUAAACGUUCUCAAGAUCUAGAAGAAAUUAUAUUUCAUUCGGAUGGUUCUUGGUCGGCCCUAGGCGAAGAAAUGGCUUCUAAUCAAUCAGAAAAUACUAAUGAUAAUAAUACUAAUAAUAGUAAUAGUAGAAAUCCAUCUGAGCCAUCUCCGUGUACUGAUUAUAAUCAAUUAUAUAGUUUACAAGAAAGCCCCUAUGCUUCAAGUCACAUUACUUCAAAUUCAAUUAGGUCAGCUACUGAUUCAGCUGGUUCUUCAUUUGUACCAUCAUUUAAUACUUUGUCUCCUGCUAGUUCAAUAAAUUCGUUGUCUAAUCCAAACAAUUCCUAUCCUAAUACAUUAUCAAUGUCUCCUGCACUUGCUGUACGAACUGCAGCAAUUACACCAUUGAUAAGGAAUGAUGUGGACAAUAUUUCUGCCCCAAAUACAACAAAAACUACUUCUACUACUAGUACUACCAUUAAUACUAAUUAUCAGGUCUCGGUUACUGUUCAAUCUUCACGAGAUAAAGAACAAAAUCAGUAUAUAUCCCAAGAGAUUCCCUCCUUCACUAUUGACUUAACAUUAUCUGAUGAUGAAAAUGAACAACAGGGCAUAAGUGCUCGAGAAACUGCAAGUAGCAUUCAAGUUCCUACAAAGAACAAUAAUUCUUCUUCGCGUCCUAUAAAUACAGUUACAUCGUAUUCUUCUUCAUCAUCAUCGUCAUCAUCAUCUUUAUCACCGCAAUUCCCUCCUAGUGAUUUAUCUCAAUCUUCACAUUAUUCUGAAAACAAUUAUCAACAUCCAUUCUCAUUAAAUACGAGUAAUAAACCGUCUUCAACAGCAUUAUCAAGUACUUCUAACUCUAAAAGUUCUAAUCAGUCGAGUUCCAUACCUCUUGUUUAUUCAUCAGAACCAAAUUCUACACAAUCAGUUAGUGUUAGUCAAAAUCUUGGAGUCCCUAGUGUUUCUGUAACGAAUGUCCCUUCAAAUCAAAGGCGUUAUCCUCCUGUUAGCAGUGAACAGAAACUAGUACAAGGACCGGCUACUAGCAUACUUUGUUCUGCUACUAAAUCAGAUGUUCCUGUUAGUUUACCUUCAAUUGUCACUUCAGCAUCAUGUGGAGGUAAACGUCCAAGCUCAUCAGAUUAUAAUUUUUCAUCGUUGAAUUUCCAUCAAUCUGGGACUCAAUCUGUAAGUAAUAAUCAUGGGUUACGUUACAGUCCAACCGUUCACACUACAUCUGUUUCAAAUGAAUCCGGUCAGUAUUCUUUUCCAAUAGCAAAAGUACCUCGGAUUGAAAUUCCACAUAGUCAACAUUAUGGAUCGUCUUCAACGCAAUCUCAGGGAUCCUAUUCUAAUAAUAAUAAUAAUAAUGGUUAUAAUAAUUCUAGACGGUGUACAAAUAGUCCAUCUGGCUCAAAUUCAUAUACAUAUCAUUCCAAUAUAACUCGGCAGAUGCCAUCUGAUGGAUAUCAUAGCAACAGACUUACGUCGUCAACAUUCCAUUCAGGUCAAUCUUCCGAUCAUUUUUAUCCCAAUGAACAUACAACAAAUACUAGUAGUCGAUAUACAUAUUAUAAUCCUAAUGAAUCUGGCAGUAAUAAUAGUAAUACUAAUCGAACAUACUGCUAUUAUCCAUCCUCAAGACAUGUUAGUUAUCCUACAUCCGAUUCUGGAACAAUUUAUCCAUAUAAUAGACAAUCAUCAUCUCAUAUUCGUAGUCCUUACGAAACUCACCACAGAAAUGUAAUAAAUAACUCUUUGCCAAGAGAUACACUUCAUAAUUCACAAAUGAGGUCUUCUGAUAUAACUAAUUCAACAUAUUGUGGUAACUCAGUUGACUCACGUAGAGGAUUUCAUUGACGUUGCUUUAAAAUCGAUUUUCCUGAUAAAAAAGAAGAUAACCGUUUCAUUAUUUCUGAUGAAUUCUUCUUUCUCUGUUAAUUGAAUGUACACAUUUUUCAAUAAUUUGCUUUCUUUCUACCUUUUUGUCUUAAGCAAAAGAUUGAUUUGUAAAUAUUAUUCAUUUUUGUAGACAAUAAUAACUCAUUGCGCUUAUUGCCUUCUCUUUUUAAUGUAUAACAGAAUUUACACAGAUUACAUUUGCAUUUUCUUUUCCAUGUUGGUUUUUCUGUAAAUGAUUUUUAUUUUUAUGUAGACUACUUAAUAAAUAAACUGUAACAGGAUUAUUUAUCUAUCGUAUAUAUACAGUUAAUCUUUCUAUUUUCUACUGCCCACUGCUGUGACAUUAUGUCAACUGACGAAGUUUAGUAAAAAAAGCAUGGAUAAAUCAAAAACUAUAGUUUUUUUACUUUUAAAUACUUCUUUACUCUGUUAUCGACAUCAUUCGUUUUGAUUAAACGGCGUACACUUGAAAUUAAGAUGAAUAUGUAGAUGUACAUGUAUCUUAUCAGCGCUAUUUUAAACUUCAACACUCCAAUUAUGGUACAUGUUACAUGAAGUUUCCUUAUAAAGGGCGCCAUAUUUAUUACCGCAUUUUUCUAUCAGAUUAUUGUUCAUCUGUUAUUAACUAGGCUUAUUAAAUGACCAACCAAUUCAUUAUAUAUAGUUUUAUUUAUCUACCUUGUUGUAUAAAAUACAGUUAUGUCUAUUAUUAUCAUUAUUUUAUUCACGCUGUCUCUCUUCAAUUUGAUUGUAAUCAAAUCUAAGUGAAUGUCUACGUAUAUUCUAUUGUUUAUGUUGAGUUUAUAACUAUAUUCUUUGUAAAUGUUUUAAAGUAUUAGCGUAUUUCAGCUAUGUUUAUUUAAGGGAAACAUGUGAUUUGUAUAAAAGAGACUUGAACUUGUAUAAAACUAGUUUCCUUUUUCUUUCAUGUUUCAUGCUUGCCGGAUUGUUGUUUUCAUUGUAAGUUUUUGUGCAUGGAUAAUUUUAAUUAAUCCACUUCAGUUAUAUUUAGGUGCGGUUUUCUCAUGGAUAUGUUCACUAAAACGUCUACUGAAAUCAUUUUGUAUUAAUCAUCAAUAAAAAUUAGUGAUCUAUUGCAGCUCUUGGUGUAUAAGCGUUUAAUUUUCAUCAUUUUAUGCCUCAUGUUAUGUUUAUUCCUACUUAAACAUCCAAAUUGUUUCAUUAGCCUCCACAGUACUUGUAGUUCAUUGCUAAUUACUUAAACCGGUCACUAAGUUCCGUCAGAAUUUAAUUAUGUAGUCUUUUAUGCAGAGGACUGUCAGUCAUUAUUCUUUGGAUCCAAAAAACGUUAUACUGUCUCAUU
Molecule: messenger RNA, 5205 nt
Organism: Schistosoma guineensis
Lineage: Eukaryota; Metazoa; Platyhelminthes; Trematoda; Strigeidida; Schistosomatidae
Source: the annotation of a GenBank genome assembly